Messenger RNA from Patella vulgata (common limpet), 3920 nucleotides. RefSeq names its product opioid-binding protein/cell adhesion molecule homolog. The transcript is spliced from 8 exons. The record is from RefSeq and is a predicted model, not a curated record. The coding region runs from base 354 to 1637 and encodes 427 amino acids. NCBI's taxonomy places the organism in Eukaryota, Metazoa, Mollusca, Gastropoda, Patellidae. Gene Ontology annotation, cellular component: neuron projection.
ACAGAAGCGUUCUCGAUCUCACGAGGGACGAACACGCGCACGCGGAAAAUAAAGCGAUGAAAUGAUUGGCUAGUUCUGCCGCCUCUCAAAUCAUUGACAACUAACUGAGUGCUAGAGAUUUCCAAUUGAUGCUGGCGAAAGUCAAAUUGUGGAUCGGAAAAGAAAAAGUCAACGAUGUUUCAAUAGACGAAGUUAUUGUAAAGGAUGUUUACAUUGUUUUAGUGGAGUUGGGGUUGAAUUGUGUGCGUAUCGGAGAUUAUUAAACGUAUGUGUUGAUUCCCACGAGUUGUUGAAGAAGGAAGCGUAGUUGAUCGGGAGUCAAUUUUUAUAAUUAUAUUUUUACUACUUCAAGGAUGACGUACCUAAUAGUGACAGUGUUCGUUUUAUUACGAGCUAUAGAACCAAGUUCUGAAGAACCUAUUGUAAAUGUAACAGUUAUAGAAGGUUCAACUGCUGUUUUGCCCUGCUCAAUAUCACAUCUUAGUCACCAAAAGAUUGCAUGGACGGAUCAAUGGUCGACCAUGUUAGCGUAUCAGACAGAACGUAUUAUAGACGAUGAUAGGAUCAGUAUUCAUCAACCCUAUCCUACUCAGUGGAAUCUACAGAUACAAGGUGUUAAAUAUGGAGAUCAAGGGAUUUAUACCUGUCAAGUUAAUACUAAUCCAAUGAAAGAACAAACGGUUGUAUUAAACGUUAUAGUUCCACCAAGAAUCAUCGGUACAUACACACCGAGUCAUAUAGUCACAAAAGAAGGUCGAUCCGUGUCACUGAUUUGUAACGUGACCGGAAUACCACGCCCUACUGUCACCUGGUAUCGGAAGCCAUCCAGUGAGGGCCAGGAUAAAGAGCGUGAGUUACAGUCAUGUCUGAUAAGAUCUAGGAUAGGUUUUAAAGGCGAAGAAUUGGUGAUCCAUAAUGUAACCAGAUAUUGUGGUGGUAUUUAUGAGUGUUUAGCUGAUAAUAACGUUCCCCCAGCAGUCAAAAAAGAAAUCCGAGUAGAUGUAGAAUUCCAGCCAGAAAUACGACUACCAACGAAACGAAUCGGACAAAGCAAAGGAAGAGAAACUAUUUUAGAAUGUGUAGUGACGGCCUUCCCCCAUGCUGUCAGUGUUUGGCAGUUCAGGGGCAGAGAACUCUCCAAUAGUUGGAAGUACCGGAUAGAGGUCUUCGAAGAGGGAAUGUACACUAAAACAUUAAGUUUAAGAAUAGUCCAACUGGAUGAAAGAGAUUAUGGCAUUUAUAUGUGUGUAGCUUCGAACUCCUUAGGCAAAAUAACAGACACUAUGGAAUUAUACGAACUCAAAAUAGCUACCAAACCGACUACAGUAACGUCUACGACAGUUUCCGUAACACCUGGACAGUUAAAUCGUGGUGAGGGCAGGGGACACAAAGCCUUACAGUCAGACACCAGAGUGGACUCGCCUUUAUUAACUAAUACACCUAGCGAUGGUAUAUACGGCGAGGAAGAUGAAGAUGAAAUUGGAUUGGGGCAGCUUGACCAAAGAAUAAAAACAUAUAUACACUCAGCAGGAGCUAAUGGAAAACAGGCUGCUGUAGAUAGCUUAAAUUCGGCUUCUUCUAUUUAUUUAUCAUCGAUUACUUGUGUUGUGUUCCUUCUCCCAUACAUUAUACACUAAACUAUGUCCAGAACAAAAGAAUAAACAUAAUUAAGCUGACCGGGUGAAUUAUGGCAAAUAUAAUUUGACAAUAAUACAAAACACAUGGAAGAUUCCUAAACAAGUUUUUAUUUGAAGUGAUGUGUUUACAAUCUGUACCAUUUACGUUUUGUCAGUCAUCUAAACACAAGUGGGAAAUUGUGUCUGACAUUUCAAGGACAGUCUUUUCCAAAUGAUAUUUCAGUAUCCUAAUCGAUUUCUAAAACAGCAUCAAAAAGAAAUGCCAGCAAGUGUAAUUUAUGGAACGCCAAUGUGGAGAAAUAUCAUAUAUUAUGUAUAUCCUAUAUGAAACAGUUAUGGUUGUGAAAUUGGCCCAACUGUAGCCCCGAUUCCACCGAUAAAAGACUGGAGAUGAAAAAUUGUGUUUUCUUGGUUCGAGGAGCAACAUUUUGACCUAUAACUGCCGUAGAAGCCGGGGUUAGCCAUUUGUAAUUUCAGCAAUUGAUUAUUAUUUUCUAUAGUAGCAUAAAAUAAGAACAAUGACGUUAGAUUACUUUAGUAAAUAUAAAGUUAAAUCGCUCCUUAGACAAGAUAUAAAUCCCCCAAAAUCUCUGAAUAAGACAAAAUUAAGUUGAAUUUUACAAUAGAAAUCUUUUUAGAACAGUGGCAUAAACCUACACCGCCCGGUGGUGCCACUUUGUUUCCAGUUUAAAAACAAACUCGGGAUACAAUCAUGAAGUUAGAUAAUCAGUUCUUGGUGUGUUGAUACGUGUUCAGUGUCAAGUUUUAAUCAUUUAAUGGAUAGAUAAUCAGCAGUAUUUAAGUUGUCAUUCAUGAUAUAAUAUACAAAACUAUGUAUCUAAAUCGGAAAACAAAGUGGUAUAAUAUUGUAAAUUAUGAUCAAGUAAGAUUAGUAGAGUUACGUUCAAACGUCUGUUUAGUUUGUAAGAACGGAACUAGAAAUUAUUUCCAUGAUUAUUUUGAAGGACGAAAGUUCGUUAACAUAUAAAUAUGUAAGUAUUAAUUUCUGAAUGCUGGAAGGUAUUCGUGAAAUAAUAAUGAAGGUAAAUUGGGUUAGUAAGACAAAUCACAUGAUUAAUGAAGAAAAGAGUUCAGCUAUCCAGAAAAACUACUUAAAACGUUCGUUUUAUUAUUUUCCUUGUCUUAUUUUAUUUCAAUAAAUAAAACAUAAUCGUAUUCAUUUUUUGUUAGAUUUUGAGUCAGUAAAUAUAUCUAAAUCUCAUUUAUUGCUUGUUGCUGUGUGGCGUUAAUAUGGACCAGUCACAAUAAUUUCAUGCAACAAACAAUAUAAAGUAAUUGAUAGAUGCAUCUUUAUUUCGAUGUAGCUCCAUUUGUUGAUUUACUUACAGAAUGACAUAAAUGUAUUUAUAUUAUGUAUAUAAUACCAUUGUAAAUAAAUGAGCACUUAUACAAUAUUAACCCUGUUUAUGCACAGUAGUGAAAUUGUUAUAAUACCGAAGAUGUACUGAAGCCAGAUGCCUCGGUCUCGGCUUUGUCAACAUUUAUUUACGUUACUUUCACUAGUAACCAUCGAUGAUGGCUUUUGACGGAACAUCAGUGGCUUUUCUGCCAACAGUCAUCAUCGAUGGCCACUAUUUAAAUUUGUUGUCUAUCGAUCGAGGAUUUUGUAGAAAAACCAGUCGAGACCCCUGUGGAUAAUACUUUUGUGUUUGUUUACUUGUUCGUUUUCCAAUAUUUGUCAACUAGGACUACGAAGAUUAUGGUAUAUUUUAUUGGCGUUUGUUUUAAAUAACGUUUUGUAUCUUGAUUUUCAUUACGUUUUUGUAUGGACAAGUACUUAAUCAAUAGUGGCUUUAGAAUCUGAAUUUAGUCUGGUUUUAGAAUGACAAAACAGAUAAAAUUGGUCUAAGCGAAGAAGAGACAUUUCACGGAUUUGUCAGUAUGUCAUAAUGAAUUUUUAAAACCAGUCUGUGUUUAGAUUUUAUGUAAGAAAACAGUUCGACUGAUCUAUGUAAUUAUAGCCAUUUAUGUCAGGAAAAAAACCCGAAGCAGUUUUAGAUUAACAACUAUGGUGUGAAAAUCCCGAUAAACUAUGUUUUAACACUGUGUUUCAGACUUUGGGAUUAAUGUUAUCCAUAUACGUAAAUCUAAAGCGUUUGCGAUUGUCUGUUGUAUAUAAUAUAUAAGUAUAAAGGAGGUGUAUAUGUAUGUAAUUAUCGUUAUUAUUAUAUAAUACAUAACCAUGUAAAUAAAUUUCUUUUUCGUCAUUUAUCAUAUAUUACGUGUACAUUUUUAUUGAUUAUUAAAUUUGCUUAAAAAGUA